Molecule: messenger RNA, 1156 nt
Organism: Prorocentrum cordatum
Lineage: Eukaryota; Dinophyceae; Prorocentrales; Prorocentraceae
Source: the annotation of a GenBank genome assembly
CCCGACCGCGUCGAAGUCGACAGGCCCCGCCGCUGAGGUGGCCUCCCUCGCCCGCGCUGCGGAAGCAGCGGUCCCCGCGCGGGGGGGGCAGCCCGCCGCGCCCCCGCAGGAGCUCGGGGCGCCGGCCGAGGCCGAGCUGCCGCCCGAGAGCAGCGCGGGCGAUGGCGAGCCAGCUGUGGCAGAGGAGCACCGCCAGUCGGGGGCCUCCAGUGGGGCUGCCGGCGCGCCCUCCGAGGGCCUGGCAGCACUCCCCUCGGCGGAUCCGAGGGCUGCGCAGGCUCGAGCAGAGGCGCUCGAGCAGGUCCGGGAGGCGGAGCUGGAGCUGGCAAUGCUGGCAGAGGAGCUCGAGCAGCUGGACGGCAUGCACAUGGCCAUGCUGACCCGCUGGGUGGAGGAGUCCACGGCUCUGGUCCACAGCAUCGGCGGGCGUGUCGUCGACAAGGCGCAGAAGUACUACGACUGCGAGGCGCUCCUGCGACAGGCAACCCGCGCGCGCGACGAGGCGCAGGCCUCCAGGAGCGACGCGGAGGGUGAGCACGAGAGGGCGCGCGCCAACCUGCAGGCCGCCGAGUCCGCCCUGGAGGCCUUCCUGCUCGGAGAGGGGGACCUGAGCGACGAGCAGUGGGCGAGGCUGGCGCCGCUGACGCCCGAGGCGGAGCACGAGGUCCUCCGCGAGGCGGGCGCCCACGGCGCGAAGCUCGCGAGGAUGCUGCGCGUGUCGAGCCUGAGCGACCGCGUGGCCCAGCUGCGCAGCGUCUUCCUUCGCGCGGAGGGGGCGCUGGACGCGGCCCAGCGCGAGGUGGACGAGGCGCGCCGGAGCUUCGAGGCCGAGGCGGCCCUGCACGCGCGCUGGGCGCGGAGCAGCAGCAGCAGCGUGGUCCUCGCCCGGCCGUUCUACCGGAGGCGGGAGGAGGCGUGGCCAUCCAGGCGCAGGCCGCGCUGGCGCGCCAGGCGGAGCGGCGCUACCACGACGCCCAGAGGCACCUGGCGUCGCUCGUGCGCGCCGGGGGCGGGCUGGAGCCGCGGGAGCCCGCGCGCGAGCUGCCCCCCCCACGCUUCGAGAUCGAGGGCGGCGGCCCCGCUGACACGAGUGGCGAACGCCCAGAUCUGGCUCCGACGGGGAGUCGGCCAGCGUGCGGCAAAAAAAACGAGGGUG